AUGCAGCAAGUCAGAAAGGGAGAAGGCGAGAAACGGGAUGCAGGGCAGAAACAUCAUACCGAAGAUGACCAGUGGAAGAGGUCAGAACGAAAAGGGACGGGUAAAUCCAACAGGGCUACGACGACUUUGAAUGCGACUGUCGGCGCACCUGCAGGUGUGGCUGACUUGUCUCGAUUGGGCCUCAAUGAGGUGCGGGAGAGACCAGGAGAUGCCCUGCAGAAGGGAUGGCCUGCCCAACACGUCCGACACGACAGCCCGGAGCCGUCAGCAUUGCCAGCGAUUUGGGGCCGGCGCGGCUUCCCCGGCGGCAGCGGAUGCAGGUUUGAGAGCGAAACCGCAGAGGCCGUGGGCGAGCCAGGAGUGUCCAGGUGGAAAUGCAGGCAGGGUAGCAGGCAGUCGAUCUGUCAGAUGUCGUCUGAAUGCUUUCUUAUGUCCGCGAAGACGCAGCUUGACAUGCCGGCGAAGCCUGACGCGGAUUUCCUUGCCGACCAGGCGAAGCCUGAAGAUCCCACGCACUCCCAUCGGGAUGCAAUCCUAUUGAGCUACCUGGUCACACAGCACGGCCACUUUUCGCUCAUCGGUAACGAGCUGAUAUUAAUGAGCCAACGGCUCGCCAGCCAUCAAACACCUGUUCCUUCGACCUGCUCGCUUUCAUUCCCACCGCUCACCUCCAGUCCCAGUGACGGUGAUGCACGCUACGCCCCGCUGACGGUGCACUGCGACAGCUUUCUGACGUGCAUUUUUUGGCUUCGUGUCUGGGUGAAGCGCUCCGUCCUCGAUGUUGUGCAGAACUGCGCCACGGGCUCGUCUGCAACUGGGCCCGCCGUCAAUGGCGACAAGAAGCAUUGCGGGCGUUUGAGGACUGCGGUUGGUGCGAUGACCGGAUGGCUGAGCAGGAGGUUACACGGACACUUCUGCAACAUUCAUCGCCAGCGUCAGGCUAAUCAACUGCAGGACUUGCAGAAUCUGGAACUGGCUAAUUGGAAUUGUCUCUGUGUGUCAACUCCGUCGCCUGCUGAAGCGGCGUUAUGGGAAGCCUUAAAGUCGAACGACCCUAAAGUGGGUGACAUCAAGAUCGAGAUGGCCUCGUCGUCAGGGCCCCGAAUUUUUUCAAAGAUUUCUGCCGCCAACGCAUGCAAUGCGGGGAUCACAACCACUCACAGCGGGACACAUGAUGUUGAACACCCAGCGCUUCUUUCAAACGGGUCGAAUUUGAAAGCCGCCUGGGCUCAUUCGUAUCCCCGCAUUUCCUGCACCUGCCUCCAAUGCCAUAUUUAUGCAAACGGUCUUCAGCCAAGAGCGUCACAUUUGUUCACGUCCACCGACAUCGCCCUUCUUACCGUCGAACCGUUGAUGAGUGUCUUUCCUUCUAAUUCCUCGCCCAGUGACCGAUUUUCAAGCCAGAUCCUGAUAUUGAGCCCGACCUUGGUGCAAGACGAGGCAGUUCGUAGUGGACCGCAACAGCGGGGAAGCUCAAUGCUUUCUCAGAUAUAUAACUCUCUAAGAUUGAGCUGCAAUCAUGUCCAUCAUCUUGCAGAUCCACCAGUUCUUGUCAGUGAACUAAAACCUUUAGUAUGUAUUUCCAAAACCUGGCCCUCCUCUUGUCUACCGCCAAUGCUUGGCCAUGGAACGGCCAGAAGUCAGUUUCCCCCUCCUUUCUCCUCCAACAAAGUGUUGAAAGUGUCUUUUAGUGAGCCUCGAAAGGACCUUCCAGACUCGGCUGCUGUCAUCGAAGCCUUGAAGGACCCAGAUGCGUAUGAGCAACUGAGUCGCCACCACCAUCACCGAAAUUAUGACGACAAUGGGCAAACUCUCAUCAAGAGCGUCUUCGACGAUGGCCGUCAACACUCCAGCUGUGGGGCACGAACCGGAUGCCCAGCCUUUGAAGGCCAAACUCGCCGUAUCAACGGCCGCAAGUAUAACUUGUAUUGCUAUAAUGCGCCAUGGGGUUCUUACUUCUGGCUCCCCAAGUCUCGCAACCUCAACGAAUGCGAGCGCCACUGUCACGAAAACAACUACGAUUGCAACGGCUUGACCUUCUACCCUUCAACAGGUAGCUGCGCCAUUAUCCACUCCCGCGACGCUGCUCCGUACGUGUGGGACAACGGCUACCAGAAGAUUGGGGCAAUUCCAGUUGAGUCUGAUGUUGCCUUUGGUCCUGGUGAGCUCUGCCCUCUCCCGGGUUCUGACAACCAAGUCUGGGACUUUACCGAUAAGGAGUACCGUUUCAAGAUGUCAUGCCGGAACCAAUUCAAUGUGCCUGUCAAUGCUCGUCGUCAAUUAGGCCCCGUUCGCAACGUUGAUGAGUGCGCCGAGCGCUGUGGUAAGGAGGAUAACUGCUACGGAUUCCACUUUUAUCAGCCCACCUUUCCAGGUGGUCGGGUAGAUGGUGCUCGUAACUGCGAGAUCAUCACCGAGAAGAUUAAGGACGAUGACUGGGUUCCGGUUCAUCGACCCAACCAGUACCUGGCCGGCCUCGUGGUUCAACACUCUGAUUGUGGCGAUGAAGGCUGGAACCGGGAUGAGAAGGGAAACAAGGACCGCAAGGACCGGGAUGACCUGGACGAUCGAGACGACGAAGUGCACACUGUCUGGGACAGUGAUGAUGAGGAUGGCCGCGAUGAUCGCCGCUGCCGCCGCCAGGGCCAGAACGGUCGCUGCUUGGAGCGAGGAGGCCGAAGGCACCACCGUAAUGGGCGCCACGAACGGGACGACCGCAACAACGACGAUGAUCACUCAGACUUCGCGUUUCAAAUGGAAGGAGGGUGGGAAGGGUCUGGAGCGGUUCUCUCGGCAGACAUCGUCUAUCUUUACUUCAAUACAAAAUCAGGUCGCAACCUGCGCUUAACUCGGUGGUUUCUCAUUCAAGGCCUGGAGCUUCGAUCCUUGACCUGUCCGCCUCGCAUUUUGGGUAUCAAACUCCACGACUCGAAGAACAGCUCGGCGAUUAAUCGGCCGAUGUCUUUGUUCGUGUCAGGGCUCGGGCCCAGCACUCGGGCCCAGCACUCCGCUAGUUCCAAUCUUGUCUUGUGGCUGAAGUCACUUUCCCAGUCCCCUUCACACGCUCAGUGGUUAACUGCCGUAUACCGACUUUCUCGAGCCUCGUUUCAAAUACCCAUGUCUUCCACUUGCGGCAAUCGCGCCAAGUCACCUGUUCACAUCCCUAACCUACCUCUAACUCCUACCCUCCCGUCUCGUGUGCGGAACUGGAAGCUGUUUACUGUGCCACAUAGCAAUGGGGAGCGAAUCGGCCAUCACAUUACGAUCAACUCCUUUCUAUCAAUUCACGUGUUCACAGUACGACAACGUCAGACUAUCCAAUCCCCAAUCCCAGACUGCAGGCAUCCGCCAGCCGAACACUGGGCUGAGAAACGUCUGAAUCGCCGAUUCCUAAGGACUGAUCCACUAAAAGUGUGUCUUCCCCAGAUUUGGGAAGCGCUUGUCAUGGGCUCGGGGAGCGUUGAAAUGCCGAAGACGAAAUUCUGGAGGACUUUUGGAGGCGAGAUUCUGCUACCGAUGGAUGAAGCCCUGUGGCUUGACAGCGAGGUAAAAACCUGUUCUUUUGACAUUCAAUCGGCGAUAUGGCUUGCGGCGAGUGCAGAUUCUUGGAGCUCAACCCAGCUUAGCUUUCUUGCACCACCAACACAUGAAGGGACGUCACAGUCUUUCAAUAACGAAGUUGGCAGGCUCGGGGUCAAGGGUCUGAGGACCUCGCUUCCACCCAGCGCGCCGCAUCCCCCAUCAAGCCAUGACAGUCAGUCUCUUCCAAGGUUUCUCUCCGACAAAUUCCCAGCAGCCUGGGACAGUAACCGCUUCAGGACGUUAUCAUGCACGCACUUUCAUAUCAGGAUUUCCGCAUCAGGAUCAUUCGGGAUCGACGGAGUUUGGGCACGGAACCUUUACCGCGUUUCUGGCACUCACGGGCACGAUGAGAGUAUUGAGCGAAUGGAGGUCAUGGAUCAGGGAAUGGAUGAGAAAGGAUGCGUGGGCGGGGCAGUGGCAUGGUGGAAAGAGGAAAACCGAGAGAGUGGUAUCACCCCAAACCCAUUCUUUCUGCCUGCUCCAGUGACCCGGCGCUUUCGGUCCGAAGGAGAGCUCAAAUCGGAUGUUGAGGUCGGAACCGAGAACUCGAUCCUUCAUUCCGGCUUUAGCAAGGACUUGAGAAAGUCGUGA
This is a messenger RNA of Lindgomyces ingoldianus, 4173 nucleotides long. RefSeq lists its product as uncharacterized. The record is from RefSeq and is a predicted model, not a curated record. NCBI's taxonomy places the organism in Eukaryota, Fungi, Ascomycota, Dothideomycetes, Pleosporales, Lindgomycetaceae. The coding region runs from base 1 to 4173 and encodes 1390 amino acids. The transcript is spliced from 24 exons.